UGUUCAUCAUCAAAGUUAUCAUAUUCUUUAUCAUCAAACAUUUGUUAUUUCUCAGUUUCUUUAAAUUUUUGGUUGAUUCAGCCCCUAAGCCAAGAUGCCCCGCUGUGCAGCCAAGUCCAAAGCCGGCAAGAGUAAACGGAUGCCAUCCGUCCCAGUGACCCCAGCUCCAACGCAGGAGCUGGAAACUACUCCUUGUCGCUUAACCCACACCCAGUUGAAUAAUAUCUUGAUCAAGGAAGAAAGGGAUGAGAUAGUGAGGGACAUUAUGGAUGAACUGAUGAGCAAAGUCAUGGACGGCUGUUUGAAGGUGUACGUUGAAAGACAGCUAGAACCUUUUUCCGCAUCUUGGGCCAAGAACUACCUCACACAGAUUUUAGAGCAACAAAUCAUGUGCCCGGAUGAGGGAGAAGGACCAGAGGAAGCAUCUAAAACUGAGGACUCAGAGCCAAUGCCAGCAACCUUCGAUUCCUGGUCUCGAGGAGGUGUGCCUGUUGUCAUUGCUACUCCUCGAUUAUCUCAUCCUACUUCUGCACAACAGGAGGCUGACAACGUUCAGGUCCCAGCACAAACAGGACCAGGAGACGACCAGCAAUGUGAUGCAAUGGCCCAAACAAACAGCUCUCCAAAGCAACCUGACAGGGAAACAAGCCCCAGGAGGCCUGUCAAUAACAAGCAAUCAGCUAAAAAGGAUGUGGAGGUAGAGGAUAAAAGAGGAGAAUAUUGUGUUUAUAACAAUAUGGCGGGGCCAUCACAUCAGUCUAAGGAAUACCAAUCCAUACCAAGACUUGAUUCCUCAUCCCUGCCUCGACACGGCAUUUUUCCUCAGUAUGAGAUUGUUGACAGUGACCAAACAAAACCCAAUCCCAAGAAACCAAGUUGAUUAUCCAAACUGGUGUAG
This is a messenger RNA of Hippoglossus stenolepis (Pacific halibut), 898 nucleotides long. RefSeq lists its product as uncharacterized. NCBI's taxonomy places the organism in Eukaryota, Metazoa, Chordata, Actinopteri, Pleuronectiformes, Pleuronectidae. The record is from RefSeq and is a predicted model, not a curated record. The transcript is spliced from 4 exons.